AUGCCUAUUGAUUAUUCACAUUGGAAAAAAAUUGAAGUUUCUGAUGAUGAAGAUGAUGUUCAUCCAAAUAUUGAUACACCAUCACUUUUUCGUUGGAGACAUCAAGCUAGAUUAGAAAAAAUGGCUCAAAAAAAAGAACAAGAAUUGAAACUUAAAAAAGAAAAAGAAGAAGUUGAGAAACAAAAACAAGAACUUGAACAGAAAUUUAAAAAUGUAGAUAUUGAAAAUAAUGAUGAAUAUGCCAAAAUUUCUGAAGAAAUAAAAAAACAAGAAGAGGAAUAUAAAAAAAAAGAAGAAGAAUUAAUAAAAAAUAAUCUUAAUGAAGCUUGGAAUAUUGAUACAAUUGGAAAAGUAACAACAAAUGCUUCUCGUAUUAAUAAGGCAAGUAACAAACGAAUAGAUGUAUCAAAAAAAAAUCAAACCGGUGAAGAGAUGGUUGAAUAUUUUGAAAAGUAUAGUCUUGAUCUUAAAAAAUUAGAAGCUGUUGUUGGUGAUUAUCCUUUGCAAAAAUUUUUACUCGAUAAUCCAAAUCUUGUUGAUGAAGAUGCUACAUCAUGGCUUACUUUAGAAGCACUUAAUUAUGCUCGAGUUGAAGAGUUUGAUAAAAUGAAAAAUUGUAUUGAAAAAUGUGUUAUUAUUCAAUAUAUUCUUGAGGGUGGACAAUACUUGAAUGAGAAACCAAGUGAUCCUCGUGUCAUAAAUGAAAUAUUUGCCAAAAAACGUCGUAAUGUACCAGAGGUACAACAAGUAUAUACUUCAAAUAUUCAAGACAUGGAAGAUCGUAUUAAAAAACGUGCAAUUGAAAAAAAUAUGGAAGCUGAUAAAGAAGCUAGAGAAAAGAGAAUUUCUGAAUCACCAGGUGGAAUGGAUCCUGUUGAAGUCAUCAAUUCAAUGCCACAAGAAUUAGCAGAUUGCUUUGUUAACAGAGAUAAGGAACAACUUAUUAAAGUAGCUUCAACAAUGCCUCAAGAUGUCUUUGCUUAUCAUUUAGAUCGUUGCAUUAAAGCUGGCUUAUGGAAUACUCAAGAAUAA
Strongyloides ratti is the source of this 1032-nucleotide messenger RNA. Its product is annotated as Hsp90 co-chaperone Cdc37. The transcript has a single exon. The coding region runs from base 1 to 1032 and encodes 343 amino acids. Gene Ontology annotation, biological process: protein stabilization; protein folding. NCBI's taxonomy places the organism in Eukaryota, Metazoa, Nematoda, Chromadorea, Rhabditida, Strongyloididae. The record is from RefSeq and is a predicted model, not a curated record. Gene Ontology annotation, molecular function: protein-folding chaperone binding; protein kinase binding; heat shock protein binding. Gene Ontology annotation, cellular component: cytoplasm.